Messenger RNA from Ornithorhynchus anatinus (platypus), 1334 nucleotides. Its product is annotated as glutathione S-transferase theta-2-like. Gene Ontology annotation, cellular component: cytoplasm. Gene Ontology annotation, molecular function: glutathione transferase activity. Gene Ontology annotation, biological process: glutathione metabolic process. The record is from RefSeq and is a predicted model, not a curated record. Lineage: Eukaryota; Metazoa; Chordata; Mammalia; Monotremata; Ornithorhynchidae.
AUCUGAUUGGCCUGGCACCUCCUGAAAAUGCAGGCGGCCCUCUCUCCUCGCUCUGCUCUGCUCAGCUCAGCUCGGCUCCCCCUCCACUCCCCACUUCCCACUUCACUUCUUCCAUUCUCCACUCCCUGCUCUCCACCCUUUGCUUCACUCCUCUCCACAUUCCCUGCUUGGCUCCUCAUUCUGCUCUCAGCUCAGCUCCCCACUCUGCUCUCCACUCCCGGCUUCACUCCUUUCUCCACUCUCUGCUCCACACCUUGCUUCACUCUCCGCUCAGCUCAGCUCCCCACACCACUCCCUCCUUCCGACUCCUCAUUCCAUUCUCCCCUCAGCUCAUCUUCCAUUCCCCGCUUCACUCCUCUCUUCACUCUCCCCUCAGCUCAUUUUUCCAUUCCCGGCUUCACUCCUCACUCCCCUCUCCACUCGUCUUAGCUCCUUCAUUCCUCCGCUCAACCCUCCUACUCCCCACUCCCUGCUUCACUCCUGUCUCCUCUCAGCUCAGCCCCCCCCCCCCCCCCCGCCCAACUCCUGGCUUCCCUAAGGGCUUCGCUCCCGGCUCGGCUCCCCGACCCUCUCCCUCUGGCCAGCCUAGCGGGGAACCUCCAUCUGCGACUGCGAUGGACCUUCAGCUCUACCUGAACCUGCUGUCCCAGCCCUGCCGCGCCGUCUACAUCUUCGCCAAGACAAACCGCAUCCCCUUCGAGUUGAAAAUGUUGGAUAUCAUAUCCGGGCAGCACCUAAGCGAGGAGUUUGGCCAAGUGAAUUCUCUGAAGAGGCUGCCUGCCCUGAAGGAGGGAGACUUCACCCUGGUAGAAAGCGUGGCCAUCCUGCUCUACCUGAGCCGCAAGUACGGCACGGCGGACCACUGGUACCCGGCGGACCUGCAGGCCCGCGCCCGCGUAGACGAGUACCUGUCUUGGCACUCCGACUCCAUCCGUGGCACCUUCGGGACCCUGCUGUGGAUUCGGGUGCUGGCCCCGCUCAUUGGCAUCCACCUCCCCAAGGAAGUUGAGAACAGGAAACUUCCAAGCAGGCCCAGCGCCCUGCAGCAGCUGGAGGAGAAGUUCCUCCACCGGCCCUUCAUUGCCGGGGACCACAUCUCCCUGGCUGACCUGAUGGCCAUCGUCGAGCUCAUGCAGCCUGCGGGUGUCGGCCACGAUGUGUUCGAGGGCCGGGCCAAGCUGGCGGCGUGGCGUGGCCGGGUGGAAGCAGCUGUGGGCCGGGAGCUGUUCCGGGAGGCCCACGCGAACAUCCUGCAGGCCGAGGCUCUGCGCGGCCGCCAGGUGCCCCCGGCCAUGCGGGACAGGAUGCUCACGCGAAUCCGCAAGAUCGUCUAG